This is a messenger RNA of Grammomys surdaster, 663 nucleotides long. RefSeq names its product regenerating islet-derived protein 3-alpha. The transcript has 5 exons. Gene Ontology annotation, biological process: positive regulation of cell population proliferation; antimicrobial humoral immune response mediated by antimicrobial peptide; venom-mediated disruption of cell wall in another organism. Bases 29 to 529 code for a protein of 166 amino acids. Lineage: Eukaryota; Metazoa; Chordata; Mammalia; Rodentia; Muridae. Gene Ontology annotation, molecular function: oligosaccharide binding; signaling receptor activity; peptidoglycan binding. The record is from RefSeq and is a predicted model, not a curated record.
GAUACUGCCUCAACUGGUGCUCAGCAGGAUGUCUUGGAUGCUGCUCUCUUGUCUGUUGUUAAUAUUUCCAGUACAAGGUGAAAACUCCCAGAAGGAAAUGCCCUCUCCACGUACAAGCUGCCCAAUGGGCUCCAAGGCUUAUCAGUCGCAUUGCUAUGCUUUGGUUCUGACACCCAAAUCCUGGUUUCAAGCAGAUCUGGCCUGCCAGAAGAGACCCUCAGGACACCUUGUGUCUAUUCUUAGUGGAGGUGAGGCUUCCUUUGUGUCCUCCAUGGUGAACGGUAGAAUGAACAACUACCAAGACAUCUGGAUUGGGCUCCAUGAUCCAACAAUGGGUCAACAACCCAAUGGAGGUGGAUGGGAGUGGAGUAAUUCUGAUGUGCUGAAUUAUCUUAACUGGGAUGGGGAUCCUUCCUCUACUGUCAACCGUGGACACUGUGGGAGUCUGACAGCAACCUCAGGGUUUCUGAAGUGGGGAGACUAUCACUGUGAUGGCGAAUUACCCUUUGUCUGCAAGUUCAAGCAGUAGACAACCAACAUCCUGAGUUUAUCAUGAAGCUCGCCACGACAAGCAAUGAAAUACAAGAAUUCACCCAGCAAAGCUAUGUUUGCUUCACAGGCAUGCAUCAGACUUAUUAUUGUAGUUUUCUGUCUUCUUUCAUC